GUAAGUAAUAAACUGGUUUGUUCGUGUGUUCUGUUCUUCUGAAUAGAAAAGGGACGAUAAUACAGUAAGUUGGACGAUUAAAUAUGGAGCUGGUAGAUCAUGAAUUUUAUUUCAAGUAGUCGACGGUCUUUUCUAACCUAAUUCCUGUGGUUCAAGUGAGUGUAAAAGUGAAAGUUAACUGAGAAGAGAAGAGAAAAGAAGAGAAGAGAAGAGAGCAACAAAAUGGCUACGAACACGGAACAGGGCGAGGCGGACUACACGUGCCCUGUCUGCUGCGAUAUAUUUACUGAUCCUGUUGUGCUGCUGUGCGGUCACAGCUUCUGUCAGCAUUGUCUGCAGGAGUGGUGGAGACAGAGCAAACUAAGGAUAUGCCCCGUGUGCAAGGAAAUAUUCCCCAUGACUCGGCCGCCACGAAAUCUGGCACUGAGAAACCUGUCGGACUCCUUGAGACAGGAGAGGAGCAGGAGUGCUGGUGGGUCCAAGGAGCUUUGUUCCCUGCACGGUGAGAAGUUCAAACUUUUCUGUCAGAAUGACAAGCAGCCAAUCUGCUUGGUUUGCCGGGAUGCAAAAGCACACAAGGAACACAACUGUGUUCCUAUUAAUGAAGCAGCAGAGGAGUAUAGAGCUAAAAUCCAGCUUCACCUGCUGAAUCUAAAAAGUAAUCGGGGAUCAUUUGAGAAGCAAAAAGAGAACUGGAAUAAAAUUGCCCAUCACAUUCAGAUCCAGGCUCAGCAGACAGAGAAGACCAUCAGAGCAGAGUUUCAGAAACUUUAUCAGUUUCUGCGAGCAGAGGAGGCUGGUCGGAUAAAUGCGUGUCGGAAGGAGGCAAAGCUUAAGAGUGGCCCAGUGAACCUGAAGCUCGUAAACUUAACUGCAGAGAUUUCUGAGCUCAUGAAAAAAAUCAAAACCAUAGAAGAUGAGAUGAAAACAGAUGACCUCUCGUUCAUGCUGAAUGUGAGAACAACUUUGCAGGGAUUUUUGUACAAAGAGCAAGAAACACAGACUCCGACAGGAACACUAAUGGAUGUAGCUAAACACAUCAGUAACCUGCAGUUCUCAGUUUGGAAGAAAAUGGCUGAUAUAGUACAAUACACUCCUGUAACUCUGGAUCCCAACACCAGCUGCAGAAGGCUAGACAUCUCGGAUAACCUCACUAAAUCAAGACAAGGUUAUUAUGAUGAGUCAAUUCCUGAUAUCCCUGAAAGGCUGCAGGGGUCAGACAUUCUUGGAUAUCAAGGUUUUAACUCUGGUAAACAUAGCUGGGAUGUGGAAGUGGAUGGUUAUUGGGCUGUAGGUGUGGCAACUAAAACCAAAGACUAUCGUGAUAAAAAAACAUGUUCAGCAGCAUUCCUCAACAUUAUUGGAAGAGGCUGGAUUGCCACAUAA
Messenger RNA from Fundulus heteroclitus (mummichog), 1386 nucleotides. RefSeq names its product tripartite motif-containing protein 35. The transcript is spliced from 7 exons. The record is from RefSeq and is a predicted model, not a curated record. Bases 223 to 1386 code for a protein of 387 amino acids. NCBI's taxonomy places the organism in Eukaryota, Metazoa, Chordata, Actinopteri, Cyprinodontiformes, Fundulidae. Gene Ontology annotation, molecular function: zinc ion binding.